AUGCACGUCUUCAAGAUCACCGACACCCUUCCCCUCCCCAAGUCGAGCGAGCGCAUUCCGCGCCUCGGAUUCGGCGUCUACCGCUCCCCGCCCAACCAGUGCAAGCAGUCUGUCCGGAAGGCAUUGGACGCGGGAUACCGACACAUCGAUACCGCGCAGUUUUACGCCAAUGAAGCAGAAGUUGGAGAGGCGCUACGCGAUUCCGGCAUGCCCAGGGAGGAGGUCUUCAUCACUACUAAGAUCCUCAGCCCCGCGGCCUCGAUUGAAGCUACCUAUGAUAAACUGCUUGCUUCUGUGCACAAGAUCAGUGGCCCAGAUGGAUAUGUCGAUUUAUUCUUGAUUCACUCUUCCAGCUCCGGCUCUGCUGGGCGCAAGAUGUUGUGGCAAGCGCUUGAGAAGCUUCAUGCGGAAGGCAAGGCGAAGAGCAUUGGUGUUAGUAACUUUGGUGUUGGGCAUAUCGAAGAGAUGCGCUCAUAUGCCCAGGUAUUCCCGCCUCAUGUAAAUCAAAUUGAGCUCCACCCAUGGUGCCAACAGCGCGUUAUUGAUGAUUACUGCCAGAGGAAUGGUAUUAUCGUUGAGGCCUAUUCACCUAUCGUGCGGAAUUACAAAGCCAAUGACCCCACAUUGGUGGAGAUUGCGAAGAAGAAUGGCCACUCGACCCAGCAGGUCUUGAUCCGCUAUGCGCUGCAAAAGGGAUGGGUGCCUUUGCCCAAGUCAGAUACCCCGGAGCGAAUUGUCGCCAACGCAGACGUCUUCGACUUUGACUUGGACGUGGAGGACAUGGCUGUGCUGAACGAUCUGGACCAGGGAAGUGCAGGUGCUAUUGUCGAGGCCGUCAACAAUGAAUGA
Molecule: messenger RNA, 849 nt
Organism: Penicillium soppii
Lineage: Eukaryota; Fungi; Ascomycota; Eurotiomycetes; Eurotiales; Aspergillaceae
Product: aldo/keto reductase family protein
Exons: 2
Coding region: 1-849 (282 amino acids)
Molecular function (GO): oxidoreductase activity
Source: RefSeq, a predicted model, not a curated record